UAUGCCGGAAAGAGAAUUAUCUUCAGACAAUAAACAAAGUGAGAUUGUAACAAAUCUUGAAAAUUUAAAAUAUAUGCUUGAUAUAUGUCUCAGAAAAAGAUGUAAAGCUUUAUGGUUCACUCAGGCAGAUUCUCGUAAAAACCCUUUAGGAUUUAUGUAG
Cetraspora pellucida is the source of this 160-nucleotide messenger RNA. The record is from the annotation of a GenBank genome assembly. Lineage: Eukaryota; Fungi; Glomeromycota; Glomeromycetes; Diversisporales; Gigasporaceae.